Molecule: messenger RNA, 1524 nt
Organism: Rotaria sordida
Lineage: Eukaryota; Metazoa; Rotifera; Eurotatoria; Philodinida; Philodinidae
Source: the annotation of a GenBank genome assembly
AUGGAUGGUAAUAUACAUAAUGCAACAAGAGAACUCGUACGAGCCAUACUGGCUAUUACUCAUGAUCAACGACAUUCCACUAGUGUACAAUCAAUAUGUCAGUAUAUUCAUUGUUCAUUUUCUCUCAACGAUUAUGAUGAUCAUAAUAAUACAUGUCGUGUUACAUCAGCAAUAUCAACAUCUGAUGAAAUUGGAAAAGAAAAUCUUAAUUCUAUAAUUGCAAAAUAUAUUCAUUUAUAUAUUUAUCCAUUAUUUAUUUUCAUGGGUAUAUUUGGUAAUAAAUUAUCAUGUCUUAUUAUGUUUAUUAAUGCUCGUCGUAGUGGUUAUCCAUCUAGUCUUUAUUUAACAUUAUUAGCAUUGGUUGAUUGUUUAUUUUUAUUAAUUAGUGCAUUACCUAAUUGGAUAUCACAAAUAAAUAAUAAAUUUGAUAUAAGAUUUUUAUCAGAUUUUUCAUGUCGCUUGGUUUAUUUCUUUGGAAAUUUUACAACACAUUUAUCGGCUGGUCUUGUUGUUGGUGUUACUGUUGAACGCUUUAUUGCUGUACAAUAUCCAUUGAUUGCACAUAAAAUUAAUAAUGUUACACAUACACGUAUUGUAUUAGCUAUUUUAAUUAUAUUUUUCUUUGUACUUGAUACUCCAGUAUUAACAUUUGUUAAACAUACAAAGGAAAAUAUUCAUAUUGUAUCAGUAUGUCAGAAUGAUACAUCUUUUAGCUAUGAAAGACGUGACGUGAUUCGAUGUGAUGUAACAGGUAAACGUUAUGAACAAAAAUGGGUUUACAUUGAUUUUGCAGUUUAUAAUUUUAUACCAUUUUUAAUAAUUAUUACACUUAAUUCAUUAAUUAUUCGUCGAUUAAUUGAUGCACAACGAUUUCGACAACGUAUGUUUCGAUUUAGUAAUUAUCCAUCAAGACAAAAUCAACAAGAUAUAAAACAUCGACAUUAUUCUCAAAAUCAUCAAACAAUUGAAAUGAAUGAAAAUCAACAUCGUCAUUUUCGGCGUUUUCCCUCUGUUUCAGAAGCAAAACCAUUAGUUAUUCUGUUACAUCCACAAUCGAGUCAAUCAGAAGAACGGCGUUUACAUUAUAGUACUAAAAUAUCAAGUACAUCAACUGAAUUAUCAACAACAUCAUUUGAAAUGAAAAAUCGUUCACGUUAUCAACAUGAAAUUUCAUGUAUAGGUCAUAAAUCAAUAAAUACAUCAAAUUCAAAUCAUACACGUUUAACAAUAUUAUUAUUAUUUGUUUCAUGUUCAUUUUUAGUUUUAACAUUACCAGUUGUUGUUUUUGAUUUAAUUAUAUCAACAAAAUUACAUACAAGAUCAUCAACACUUUAUAAUAAUUAUCUAAAUUCAAUAACAACUGACAAUACUGAUUCUGACAUAUUUCUUUUUUAUACACUUGCACGUUUAUUAAUGAUUAUAAAUCAUUCAGUAAAUUUUAUUUUUUAUUUUGUUCUUGGUAAACGUUUUCGUCAUGAUUUAAAACAAUUAUUUAUUGGUUAUUGGAGAAGAUUAUAUCGAUGA